Molecule: messenger RNA, 681 nt
Organism: Striga hermonthica
Lineage: Eukaryota; Viridiplantae; Streptophyta; Magnoliopsida; Lamiales; Orobanchaceae
Source: the annotation of a GenBank genome assembly
AUGCAAGCGGCGCUUGCAGCCAUGGCAGCCCACUCAGUCCUCUCCGCCGCCGUUCAAACACCUCAGCUUCCUGCUCUCUUCCCCGCGACGUCCUCUGUUUCGUCGCAGUCCCUUCCGUUCCAUUCCUCCUUCAACGGCGUCGCUGUAAAGGCCAAAGUCCGCCCGUUCUUGUCUCUCUCAGCCGCCACUGCUCCGAGGCCGCUCACCGUCGUCGCCGCCACCAAGAAGGCCGUUGCCGUUCUCAAAGGCACCUCCACCGUCGAGGGCGUCGUUACUCUAACCCAGGAGGACAAUGGACCAACUACUGUGAAUGUUCGUAUAACCGGACUUACUCCAGGCAAACACGGCUUUCACCUUCAUGAAUAUGGUGACACUACAAAUGGAUGCAUAUCAACAGGAGCACAUUUUAAUCCAAAUGGAUUGACUCAUGGAGCUCCUGAAGAUGAGGUCCGUCAUGCGGGUGACCUGGGAAACAUUGUUGCUAAUGGCGAAGGUGUAGCUGAGACAACAAUUGUCGACACACAGAUACCGUUGAGUGGGCCCAACUCAGUUGUUGGACGAGCUUUUGUUGUUCAUGAACUUGAGGAUGACCUUGGAAAAGGCGGUCAUGAGCUUAGUCUAACUACAGGCAAUGCUGGCGGACGUUUGGCUUGUGGUGUUGUUGGUUUGACCCCACAGUAA